This is a messenger RNA of Neopelma chrysocephalum (saffron-crested tyrant-manakin), 393 nucleotides long. Its product is annotated as guanine nucleotide-binding protein G(t) subunit alpha-2-like. Gene Ontology annotation, molecular function: G protein-coupled receptor binding; G-protein beta/gamma-subunit complex binding; guanyl nucleotide binding. The record is from RefSeq and is a predicted model, not a curated record. Gene Ontology annotation, cellular component: heterotrimeric G-protein complex; photoreceptor outer segment; photoreceptor inner segment. NCBI's taxonomy places the organism in Eukaryota, Metazoa, Chordata, Aves, Passeriformes, Pipridae. Gene Ontology annotation, biological process: detection of chemical stimulus involved in sensory perception of bitter taste; adenylate cyclase-modulating G protein-coupled receptor signaling pathway. The annotation marks the transcript as partial. The transcript has 3 exons.
CGGGGUGCGCGUUGACUCGCCCCCGGAGAGCUGGAAAAGCCGGGGGACCUAGAGGAGCUUGUGGCGUUGCUGGAGGAGGAGGACGAAGCCAUGGGGAGCGGGGCCAGCGCCGAGGACAAGGAGAUGGCCAAGAGGUCCAAGGAGCUGGAGAAGAAGCUCCAGGAGGACGCGGAUAAGGAGGCCAAGACCGUCAAGUUGCUGCUGCUUGGGGCCGGAGAGUCCGGGAAGAGCACCAUCGUGAAGCAGAUGAAGAUCAUCCACCAGGAUGGGUACACGGAGGAGGAGUGCAUGGAGUUCAAGGCCAUCAUCUACGGCAACAUCCUGCAGUCCAUCCUGGCCAUCGUGCGCGCCAUGUCCACGCUGGGCAUCGACUACGCCGAGUCCUCCUGCGCG